Balaenoptera acutorostrata (minke whale) is the source of this 1481-nucleotide messenger RNA. It is a transcript of the gene ACKR5, whose product is annotated as G protein-coupled receptor 182. Gene Ontology annotation, cellular component: membrane. The transcript is spliced from 2 exons. Gene Ontology annotation, biological process: G protein-coupled receptor signaling pathway. The coding region runs from base 246 to 1424 and encodes 392 amino acids. NCBI's taxonomy places the organism in Eukaryota, Metazoa, Chordata, Mammalia, Artiodactyla, Balaenopteridae. Gene Ontology annotation, molecular function: G protein-coupled receptor activity. The record is from RefSeq and is a predicted model, not a curated record.
UGAAGCCUGCAGCAAAGCCAGCCCCACGGCCACAGUCCCUCCAGCCUCCCCGCAGCUCCACAGCAGUCCAGACCUGCCGGCCCUCCAGGACCGGAGGUGCUCCUAACAGGGAAACUCAGACGCAGGAUCUUUCCCCGAAGCCUCCUGGCCCCUGUGGCCUGCGACCCUGGGAACACCAGGCUGCUUUCGAGGCCUCCUCUCUCUUCCAACCCUCCCUUCUCCCCACUAGGCACUCGCUGGUCCUCAUGUCGGCCACGGGGCCCAGCGUGGCACCCGCCAGCGAGGCGGGAGAGAUCCACAACUGGACGGAACUGCUCCACUUCUUCAACCACACCCUGCCCGAGUGCCACAUGGAGCUCAGCGAGAGCACCAAGCGAGUGGCCCUCUUCGUGCUCUACCUGGCUGUCUUCGUGGUCGGGCUGGUGGAGAACCUCCUGGUGAUCUGCGUCAACUGGCGCGGGGCGGCCCGCGCAGGGCUGCUGCGCCUCUACGUCCUCAACAUGGCCAUCGCCGACCUGGGCAUCGUCCUGUCUCUGCCCGUGUGGAUGCUGGAGGUCACGCUGGACUACACCUGGCUCUGGGGCAGCUUCUCCUGCCGCUUCACUCACUACUUCUACUUUGCCAACAUGUACAGCAGCAUCUUCUUCCUGGUGUGCCUCAGCAUCGACCGCUACGUCACCCUCACCAACGCCUCUCCCUCCUGGCAGCGCCACCAGCAUCGAGGGCGGCGGGCCGUGUGCGCCGGGGUCUGGGUCUUCUCGGCCCUCAUCCCGCUGCCCGAGGUGGUCCACAUCCGGCUGGUAGAGAGCUUUGAGCCCAUGUGCCUCUUCAUGGCGCCUUUUGAAACGUACAGCACAUGGGCCCUGACGGUGGCCCUGUCCACCACCGUCCUGGGCUUCCUGCUACCCUUCCCUCUCAUCGCGGUCUUCAACGUGCUGACGGCCUGCCGCCUUCGGCGGGCAGGACAGCCUGAGGGCCGGCGCCACUGCCUGCUGGUGUGUGCCUACAUUGCUGUCUUUGUCAUCUGCUGGCUGCCCUACCAUGUGACCCUGCUGCUGAUCACACUGCACGGGACCCACAUCUCCCUCCACUGCUAUCUGGCCCACCUGCUCUACUUCUUCUACGACAUCAUUGACUGCUUCUCCAUGCUCCACUGCGUCGUCAACCCCAUCCUGUACAACUUUCUGAGCCCAAGCUUCCGGGGCCGGCUGCUCAACGCUGUGGUCCAUUACCUUCCCAAGGUCCAGGCCAGGGAGGGCAGACAUGCUUCCUCCUCCUCCUCCUCCUCCACCCAGCAUUCCAUCGUCAUCACCAAGGAGGGCAUCCAGAGCCCUGCGGCCAGCCCCCACCACCACCCAAGCCUGAACUUCCAGGAAGCAGACACCCCACCCACCUCUGCUCCUCGGGCUCUUAUAGCCAGCUGAGGAAGAUUCCAGUCUCCUCUACCAGCCAAGUAGAAAGCUGGAAGUGUAGGUGAGAGA